Messenger RNA from Hydatigera taeniaeformis, 459 nucleotides. NCBI's taxonomy places the organism in Eukaryota, Metazoa, Platyhelminthes, Cestoda, Cyclophyllidea, Taeniidae. The record is from the annotation of a GenBank genome assembly.
AAUGGUAAGGCGAAGGUGGCAUUUGCAUUGCAUCUGCAAACAGUUAGCAGUGCUGCUGCUGCUGCUGCUGCAGCAGUGCCACCUACAUCGUCAGUGAUGACAACGACAACAGCAAUGGCAGUGGCAGUGGCAGUGGCAACGGGGGUUGGUGGAGACGAUGCACGACUUGAUGUGGACACCACUCUCCACAUGACAGUCUGUUGCAUUGGCAAACAAGUGGGUGGUGAGGAGACUCCCACACCACCUUCCGCCUCCAUGCGCCCUCGUAAACGAGGCGCUCGUGCUGUUGGGCCAUCGGGGAGGCAAGUGACGCAUCGUUGUGUGCUCAUGCGGAUGCGUGAGUGGGUGGAUGGUGAGACAGAUGUGUGGAUGCGUGAGUGGGUUCGUGAUGGAGGUUGUCUCGCACACAGUGUAGAGCAGCAUCCGAGGGAAGACUCACAACAGAGGAUGUACUUCUGA